AUGUCGUUUUCUCUUCAUUUUGUCCCAUCCCACCUCACCCCAUCAAGAAUUCUCACAAAAUUUCAUGUUUCCUCAUGCAGGGGCUAUUACAGGUGCAGUACAUCAAAGGGUUGUUCUGCCAAAAAGCAAGUAGAAAGAUGCAGAACAGAUGCUUCAAUGCUCAUCAUCACUUACACCUCUAGUCAUAACCACCCAGGCCCUGAUCUCCACACCACCAACCUAACGCAGUCGCCAAAAGAAACCCAAACCGACCACAGUGAUGAUCAGUACCCGACUCCUAAACAACAACAGCUGCCAGAAGAUCCACAACAAGAAGAGCCGGAAGAAGUACAAAAUGAACCCAUCAAAACAAGCAGUGAUGAAGAUGCAAGCGAAGAGCAUUUUCACUAUCUACAAUCCCCAUUAAGCUCUCCCCGAAAUAUUAUAAUUAACCAAGAAGAUCCUUUCACCGGGAAUCUAGAGAAAACCCACGACACACUGGGGUUUCUAUUGGAUGAAGAGCCGCUGUCUUGCCCUCACAUAACGACAUCUUCAACACCAAAAUCAGAAGAAAAUGAUUUCUUUGAUGAACUUGAAGAACUGCCCAUAUCUUCAGCUUUCACAAGCUUCAUGAGAAGCAAGAUUUCCGAUGAAGGAAUAAAUGUUGUCCCUUCUUGAUCUGAGUGUUUCUCAGACUUAGAAAAAUGUAAUUAGGAUGUUUAUAAUGAAGUGAUUAUGCCCCCACUACUAGUGGCUCUGGUUCAGCAUCAUCCUACUUUUUUUUACCUUUCUUUUUUUUCUCGUCUGAAGGUUCACAAAAUGAGAGAGUUGGGUACCCUGGCGUGAAAAGUUCGUGGAUUGCUGUCAUUUUUUUUAAUCUGGGAGACUGGGAUGAAAAUGCUUUUUGGCAGAACGGGGAAAACCUAUCAAGUCCAACGGAUAUAGACACAACCACACACGCACUCCCCAAAGAGAGAGAAGAUUGACGGUGGCUACUUUUGUUGGGUGCUAGCUCUUUUGCACAUUAAGUAUUAAUUAAUGAAGGCACGAGGUUCACGCCAGAAGAGCUGUGUUUGGUGGUUGCUCUCGUUAUCUUGUUUUUGGUUCCUGUUUAACUUUCUUGUUGUAAGGGGUUCGGCCUUUUCUUUUUUGUUCACCUCUGGGUUGCGAGAUUUAGAUCGAGUUCCGGAAUCUGUCUCCUGAAAAGUAUACAGCGUACUUUUUGGAUUGC
Messenger RNA from Theobroma umbraticum, 1210 nucleotides. Its product is annotated as WRKY transcription factor 22-like. Gene Ontology annotation, biological process: regulation of DNA-templated transcription. The record is from RefSeq and is a predicted model, not a curated record. Lineage: Eukaryota; Viridiplantae; Streptophyta; Magnoliopsida; Malvales; Malvaceae. Gene Ontology annotation, molecular function: DNA-binding transcription factor activity; transcription cis-regulatory region binding. Gene Ontology annotation, cellular component: nucleus.